This is a messenger RNA of Acanthamoeba castellanii str. Neff, 1092 nucleotides long. RefSeq names its product von Willebrand factor type A domain containing protein. Lineage: Eukaryota; Discosea; Longamoebia; Acanthamoebidae. The transcript has 5 exons. The record is from RefSeq and is a predicted model, not a curated record. The coding region runs from base 1 to 1092 and encodes 363 amino acids.
AUGGCCCGCACCCAGUCCCUGAUCGGCUUUACCGUGCUGUUCGCUCUCGUCGCCGUGCUGCUCCUGGCGCCCUCCGCGGCCAAGGCCCAGCAGCAGGCGUGUCCCCAGAGCGACGUCCGCCCCGAUGCCUGGGUUCAGGCUCUGGUGCAGGCGAUGAACAACCUUGGCCAGUCGAGCGAGAAGAUGGCCCUGCUGCAGAAGUCCGUGGCCAACGACACGCGCGUCUUCUCCGGCGCCCAGAUUGUCAACAUUCUCGGGGCGCUCUCCUUCACCGACGACAAAGUCAUGGCGAUGACCUUCAUGUCGCCGUUCAUCAUCGGCCUCAACACGACCGAGUUCGUGCAGGUCCUCAACGCGAUCUCCUUCUCGCCCGAGCGCAUGACGGUGCUUAAGAGCAUCAAGGACACGCUGCUCAACGCCUCCGACGAGAACAAGGUGUUCAUCGCCACCACGUGCUGGUCCCUGAGCUUCGACCAGCAGGCCGCUUACGCCAUCCUCCGCGAUGUCGCCAGCCGGGAUUGCAUCUUCGGCAGCGUGACGGCCCUGUCGGCCACGUUCGUCAUCGACGUGUCGGGCUCGAUGGACACUCCGUUCACCCUCAACGGCACCACCUACUCGCGGCUGUCCUACGUGCAGCAGCACCUGAGCCAGGUGAUCAGCGAGCAGCUCAAGCCCUACCAGCAGUUCAACGUCAUCAUUUACAGCAGCGGCGCUCGCGCGCUCUUCAGCGCUCCCGUCAACGCCACCACCGCCAACAUCAAGAGCGCGCUGACCUUCGUGGCGGGCCUGCGCGCCGGCGGGUCGACCAACACGUACGCGGGUCUCCAGCUGGCCUUCAGCUCGUCCAAGGACACCGUCGCGGUCUACCUGCUCACCGACGGCGUGCCCGACCCGGGCCUGGCGCCGCGCAUCCUGCAGGCCAUCCCGCAGUGGGAGGCCCAGCGCGCGGCCGACCGUCAGAUCCGCAUCUUUGCGACGGCGUUCCUGCUGGGUCCGGACAGCGCGGCGGACAAGCAGCUGAGCGCGGCGUUCAUGAAGCAGGUGGCCGCCCUCACCAACGGCGUUUACCGCAACAUGGACCAGGCCCAGUAA